Messenger RNA from Eucalyptus grandis, 1534 nucleotides. Its product is annotated as riboflavin synthase. NCBI's taxonomy places the organism in Eukaryota, Viridiplantae, Streptophyta, Magnoliopsida, Myrtales, Myrtaceae. Gene Ontology annotation, molecular function: riboflavin synthase activity. Gene Ontology annotation, biological process: riboflavin biosynthetic process. The record is from RefSeq and is a predicted model, not a curated record. Bases 113 to 892 code for a protein of 259 amino acids. The transcript is spliced from 2 exons.
UUAGGAACCCCAACCUUUGCAGCGCGUUCCACUCACGUGCUAGAUCUUCGCUUCUCCGCUUUUCCACUUUCCGACGGAGAACGGCCAGAAUCUGAGAAUUUUCCCGAGAAAAAUGGCGCUCGCUCACUCGCUCACUCCCCUCGCCAAACCCUCGAAACUUCCAUCUCUCCCGGCUCCCAUUUCCAAAUCGUCCUUCUUCUCCCUCUCCCUCUCCGCCCGGAACCACAAACCCUUCUCCGGGCCCCGCCGCCGGAACCCCCGAAUCCAAUGCCUCUUCACCGGAAUCGUCGAGGAGAUGGGCCGGGUCCAGCGGGUGGGCCGGGUCGACGACGGGUUCGUCAUGCGGAUCGGCGCGAGGACCGUCCUCGAGGGCGUCGGCCUCGGCGACAGCAUCGCCAUCAACGGCACGUGCCUCACGGUCACCGAGUUCGACGCCGCCGGGUUCGCCGUCGGGCUCUCCCCCGAGACGCUGCGGAAGACGUCCCUGGCCGAGGUCGAGGCCGGGUCGGCCGUGAACCUGGAGCGGGCGGUGCUGCCGACGACCCGGAUGGGGGGUCACUUCGUGCAGGGCCACGUGGACGGGACCGGGGAGAUCGUGUCGAUGGAGCCGGAGGCCGACUCGCUGUGGGUGAAGGUGAGGACGGAGAAGGAGCUCCUGAGGUACGUGGUGCCGAAGGGGUUCAUCGCCGUCGACGGGACUAGCUUGACGGUGGUGGACGUGUUUGAUGAGGAGGACUGCUUCAACUUCAUGCUGGUGGCGUACACGCAGCAGAAGGUGGUCAUUCCUAUGAAGAGAGUUGGGCAGAAGGUGAAUUUGGAGGUGGACAUAUUGGGGAAGUAUGUGGAGAGGCUCCUCAGUAGCGGGUUUGUUGAUUCGAUAAAGGCUCGUUGAUUCCGAAGGUGAUGAUCUCUCUCUGUAGGUGGGAUGACAUUGGAUGGAUGCUACUGAAAAGUCUGUUUCUCUGAUGUUAGUGUUGCUAUAGAACUUUGCUUGGAGUUUUGUCUGUUCUGAAAUAAACGAGUUCAAGGCUUGACAAGGAUUUGUCAAGCAGCAACACGCUGCCUCAAUCCUUAUCGUUUCCAGUGCUCAUGCCUCUUCUCCACAAGAUUCCAAUCAAGUUGUAGCAAGCUUUGCUGAAUUCAGUCUCCAGGUGGCAUUCAUCCCUUGGGUAAACAAGAAUUGGCCUGGUGGUGACAUUUCUGUAUGAGAUGUAACUUGUUUUUUUUCUUUGGUCAAAGAGAUGUACCUUUUAAGAUGGUCAAAUUUGUUUCCAUGACAUUGAAAUAAUCAAAGAUUAAAUUAACGGGUGCCCUGCAGUGCCCACUUAAUGCUUCUGUUCAACUUCUGCCAUAAUGGCUAUGAAUAAUUUUAUGAUUCCCGGUUCAGUUGGGGCAAGGAAACACUAUCAGUGUGUUCGCACAGGAGCGAAUGCUCAUUAGGGGCUUGUGUCAAGUUGCUCAUUUUUCUUACCGUAGAUGAUGCUUCAUGUAAUGCCACAGUAUUCAAAAGGAAGGUUCUUUUGUUUUGUAUGUA